GCAUUCGCAGAACUCAGGCGAGCCGAGCCGGCUUCCCGGAGCCCGGAAGCGCCCAAAACGCCGCCGUCGCUGUCGCCACCGCGCGCGGGCUCGCCCCGCGUCCACAAAAAGCCGGCGCGGGCCGUACGCCGAUGGAUCCUGGCGCGACGGCCGAUCCCGCCCCGUCAACGCUGCGGAAGCGGCCGAUCUCUGUAGACACGUCGCGACGAGGCGGCGACGGCGCCUCGCGGGAGCCCGCGCGCAGGCCGGAGCGUGGGGCGAGCGAGGCGCGGCGGGAGGGCGAGCGGGAGGAGGAGAGUUCGAUGGCGCCGGCAGGGGAGCAGGCGGCGCCGGCAAGGGGCCGCGGGGACCUGGAGGCGGGCGAGCCGAUGAGCCCCGCGGGGCGGCUGUUCCGGGAGACGCACUUCAAUUGCUACAUCGUGGCGACGAUCGGGCUGGGCGCGGCGGUGGACGUCGCGGCGGCGCGCGCCGGGCUGGAGGCCACUCUCUCCCGCCACCCGCGCUUCUCCAGCGUCCAGACAUCGCUGCAGGUGAAGGAUGAUGCGAAAAAGCACGGGAGGCCGCGGUGGGUGCGGACCGCGGUGAACCUGGACGACCACAUCAUCUUCCCCUGCCUGGACCCCGCCGCCACGUCGGCCAACCCCGACCAGGCCGUGGAGGACUACCUGUCCUCGCUGUCCACGGCGCCCAUGGACCACUCCCGCCCACUCUGGGAGCUCCACGUCCUCGACUUCCCGACCUCCGAGGCGGUCUCCGCCGUCGUCGUCCGCAUGCACCACUCCCUCGGCGACGGCAUCUCGCUGCUCUCGCUCCUCAUCGCGUGCACCCGGAGCGCCGCGGACCCGGCGCGGCUGCCGGAGCUGCCGCCCGCGCCGCGCCGGGCGGGGCCCGGGCACGCGCGGCCGCGCCCGCCGCUCUCGGCGGGCCUCGUGGCGCUCGCGCUGUGGCUGUGGUCGUACGUCGUGCUCGCGUGGCACACGGUGGUGGACGUCGUGUGCUUCGUCGCCACGGCGUGGUUCCUGCGCGACCCGCGCACGCCGCUCAUGGCCGCGUCCGAGGGCGUCGAGUUCCGCCGCAAGCGCUUCGUGCACCGCACGCUCAGCCUCGACGACGUCAAGUUCGUCAAGAAUGCCAUGAAGUGUACUGUCAACGAUGUACUGGUUGGAGUGACUAGUGCAGGAUUGUCGCGGUAUUAUUUCCGAAAGACUAGUGAUACCAACAACGACAGGAAAAAAUCACAGAAGAGCAUUUGUGUGCGAUCAGCACUCCUUGUUAACAUUAGGAAAACACCUGGCUUACAUGCAUUGGCAGAAAUGAUGGAUUCUAGCAAGAGCAAUGGUGCGAAAUGGGGAAAUCUGAUUGGUUACAUUAUACUACCUUUCCAUAUAGCCAUGCACGAUGAUCCUCUUGAAUACAUCCGCCAAGGGAAAAGGACAGCUGAAAGGAAGAAAACGUCCUUAGAAGCAGUCUUCACAUACUGGAGCGGGAACCUAAUAGUCAAACUUUUUGGCAUGAAGGCAGCAGCAGCUCUCUGCUAUGGCAUGUUCACAAAUACCACCUUGUCAUUCUCUAGCAUGGUUGGACCUGCGGAAAAGGUGGAGUUCUAUGGCCAUCCAAUCGUCUACAUUGCCCCCUCUGUCUAUGGGCAUCCACAUGCUCUGACUGUACAUUACCAAAGCUAUAUGAACUCCAUCAAGCUUGUCCUCGCAGUGGAUGAUGCUCAGUUUCCAGACUCUCAUCAGCUUUUGGACGAUUUUGCUGAGUCCCUCAGGCUUAUCCGCCAAGCAGCUUCAACAAGAUGACAGAAAGAAACAUGACCAAUGUUUUUUUUCUCAACAGAAUGUAGAUUAUUGGUGAGUGAUCAGUGACCGAGUGCACGCAAACAAAUGUUUGACAGAAUGGCAGCUACUGCUGAGGAACUUGAUAGCCUGGUUACCUGAUUGGGGGGUGGGGGCAGAGAUGCCGCACAAAAAUUGUAAAGUGUAAACACUGUAUGUAACUAUGUAUCGAUGUAUUUUUCAUCAGUUGCCGCGGAAUCGCCAUAUAAAUAGUUAUGCGAAGGAACCCGGCAUCAACAAAGGCAGUUGCUCAA
Messenger RNA from Panicum hallii, 2092 nucleotides. RefSeq names its product O-acyltransferase WSD1-like. Gene Ontology annotation, biological process: triglyceride biosynthetic process. Gene Ontology annotation, molecular function: diacylglycerol O-acyltransferase activity; long-chain-alcohol O-fatty-acyltransferase activity. NCBI's taxonomy places the organism in Eukaryota, Viridiplantae, Streptophyta, Magnoliopsida, Poales, Poaceae. The record is from RefSeq and is a predicted model, not a curated record. Gene Ontology annotation, cellular component: plasma membrane. The coding region runs from base 132 to 1802 and encodes 556 amino acids. The transcript is spliced from 7 exons.